Amblyraja radiata (thorny skate) is the source of this 4789-nucleotide messenger RNA. It is a transcript of the gene pik3cb, whose product is annotated as phosphatidylinositol-4,5-bisphosphate 3-kinase, catalytic subunit beta. The transcript is spliced from 23 exons. The coding region runs from base 355 to 3564 and encodes 1069 amino acids. Gene Ontology annotation, biological process: phosphatidylinositol-3-phosphate biosynthetic process; cell migration; phosphatidylinositol 3-kinase/protein kinase B signal transduction. Gene Ontology annotation, molecular function: 1-phosphatidylinositol-3-kinase activity; 1-phosphatidylinositol-4-phosphate 3-kinase activity. The record is from RefSeq and is a predicted model, not a curated record. Gene Ontology annotation, cellular component: phosphatidylinositol 3-kinase complex; cytoplasm; plasma membrane. NCBI's taxonomy places the organism in Eukaryota, Metazoa, Chordata, Chondrichthyes, Rajiformes, Rajidae.
GAUUUCCUGGUUUGCACUUUGAAUCGGAGUUUGUGUUCUCGACAGCGGGUGUUAGUAGUUGGUUGGCUGGUUUUGCCCUGCCUGUGACCAACCCCGUCACAAGUUAUCGUUCAAACGGCAGGACAAAGUACAGCGCCGGAGAUAACAAAACUCCACACCACACACACAGUGGUGGACAGGCCGCUUGGAGAUCAAAAGGCGCAGAGAGGGAAAUUAAAGGGGCUUUGGCUUGAAAGUAGCGGCAAGGCUGUUGAGAAGACUUGGAUUGAUUUAACCACCACUGAUUCAUCUCGGAGCCACACGGACAUCGUCCUCUGCGAAAGGGCCAUGAUGUUAUUAUAGCCUUUACCUUUCAUGAUGCCUCCUGCUAUAACAGACAUCUUGGAUAUCUGGGCAGUUGACUCCCAGAUCUCAGUGGAUAACAGCAUCACUGUCGACUUCCUGCUACCAACCGGGAUCUAUAUUCAGUUGGAAAUCCCCCGGGAGGCCACCAUUGAAUAUAUCAAAUUGCAAUUAUGGAGGCAGGCGCAGAGUUACCCACUGUACAGUGUCCUUGGAGAAUCAGACUCCUACAUGUUCCAAUGCGUGAACCAGUCGGCGGUGCAUGAGGAGCUGGAGGACGAGUCUCGCCGUCUCUGUGAUGUCCGACCUUUCCUCCCUGUUCUGAAGCUUGUGGCUAGGAAUUGUAAUCGGUCCGAAAAACUGCUUGACUCAAAAAUUGGCGUUCUCAUUGGGAAAGGUCUUCAUGAAUUUGAUGCACUGACGGACCCGGAGGUGAAAGAAUUUCGCAGCAAGUUGCGCAAGAUCAACGAGGACAACAUGUUGAAGCGUCAGGGGCAGUCCUGGAUGGACUGGUUGCAGCACAACUUUCCACCUGAAAUUGUAGCAACCACUUCGAACAGUGCUGAUGACAAACUGCACAAGGAACAGUUCCUUGUGGUGAUUCGAUUUGACAAUUGUCGGGAUAUCUUCAAUUUCCAAAUAUCUCCUGACUUGAAACCGUUUGGCUUGAACGAACUUGCCAUCAGGAAACAGAUGACCAACCAUGGGAAGGAGAACGAGGACUUCAAUCCCCGAGAUUUUCUGCUGUGCGUGAGUGGGAAGCAGGAGUACUUGUUUGGUGAGGAACCACUGAUUCAGUUCCAGUAUAUCAGGAACUGUGUGUUAAAUGGAACCCACCCUCAGUUGACUGUGAUGGAGUGCAGAGUCAUCAAAGAGCUGUGUGAUCUAGAAAUGUCAGCCAUUGGUAUGGCCUUACAUCGGAAAAUAUCCUCUGCUCCUCUUCCUCUUCCACCGAAGAAACGGGCUAUUUCUCAAAUGACGAAUAGUAUUUGGGAUGUAAAUGUUCCUUUCAAGAUUGUUCUUGUCCGAGGGAAUAAAGUAAAUGCAGAUGAAGCUUUGCGGGUUCAAAUCAGGGCCGGCAUUUUCCAUGGAACUGAGCUCCUGUGUGAACCUGCUGUAAGCAGCGAGGUCUCUGGAAAGAAUGAUCUCGUCUGGAACGAGACGCUGGACUUUGAAAUUAACAUCUGCGACCUGCCGAGAAUGGCUAGACUCUGCUUUGCAGUCUAUGGAGUGAUGGACAAAGUGAAGAAACAAAAGUCAACGAAGAACGUGACUAAGUACCAAACCAUUCGGAAAGCAGGAAAAGUACAUUAUCCAAUUGCAUGGGUGAAUACGAUGGUGUUUGACUUCAGGGGUCAGUUGAAGAACGGUAGCCUCUCACUGCACUGUUGGUCAUCUUUUCCGGAUGAACUGGAAGAGAUGCUGAACCCAAUGGGUACGACACAGACUAAUCCAUACACUGAGAAUGCAACUGCUCUGCAGAUCCACUUCCACGAAUACAGCAAGGCACCCAUCUUCUACCCUGCUUUUGACAAGAUUUUGGAGAAGGCGGCUGAGAUUGCACGAAGCGGCGACACACUAAGUACUGCAGGCCGAGGAUGGAAGAUAUUGCACAUUGAACUAAAAGAAAUCAUGGAACGCGAUCCAUUAUCUCAACUGUGUGAAAAUGAGAUGGAUUUAAUAUGGACUCUGCGAUAUGACUGCAGGGAAAACUUUCCUCAGUCACUACCCAAACUGCUGCUCUCUGUCAAGUGGAAUAAGCAUGAAGAUGUGGCUCAGCUCCAAGCAUUGCUCCAAAUCUGGAACAAACUACCACCCCGGGAAGCGUUGGAAUUACUGGACUUCAACUACCCAGACAUAUAUGUACGGAUGUAUGCUGUGGCAUGCUUGAGUGAAAUGAGUGAUAAAGAACUCUCUCAGUAUCUCCUACAGCUGGUGCAAGUACUGAAAUAUGAGCCAUACUUCGACUGUGCACUUUCCAAAUUUCUCUUGGAGCGGGCACAAGCCAACAGGAGGAUAGGCCACUUCUUGUUUUGGCACCUCAGGUCUGAAAUGCAUCUGCCUACCAUUUCACUGCAGUUUGGGUUGAUCCUUGAAUCGUACUGUCGAGGAAGUAUCACGCAUAUCAAAGAACUUUCCAAACAGAUGGAAGCCUUGAAUAAGAUGAAAGCUAUCAAUAAUCUAGUGAAAAUUAGCUCCCUGAAGGUGGCAAAGAAUAAACUGAAGGAUGUGAUGCAUACCUGCUUAAAACAGCCUGUGUACAAGGAAGCUUUAUCUGACAUCAAGUCACCACUCGAUCCCAGUGUAAUCCUGUCUGAGCUGAAUAUAGACAAAUGUAAGUACAUGGAUUCCAAAAUGAAGCCUCUUUGGAUUCUAUACAACAAUAAGAUGUUGGGAGGAGACCCUGUGGGAAUUAUCUUCAAAAAUGGCGAUGAUCUUCGACAGGACAUGCUGGCUCUGCAAAUUCUGCACUUGAUGGACUUGCUGUGGAAGGAGGCAGGCUUGGACCUCAGAGUUCUGCCUUAUGGCUGCCUUGCAACGGGAGAUAGAUCUGGCAUUAUUCAGGUGGUUUCUGCUUCAGAAACAAUAGCCAAUAUACAACUCAACAACAGUAAUGUUGCUGCUACUGCUGCCUUCAACAAAGAUGCUUUGCUGAACUGGAUUAAAGAGAAGAAUUCUCCGGAUGCCUUGGAGCGAGCAAUUGAGGAGUUUACGCUGUCGUGUGCGGGCUACUGUGUAGCGACGUAUGUACUCGGGAUUGGGGACAGACACAGCGACAACAUCAUGGUCCGUGAAACUGGUCAGCUCUUUCAUAUAGACUUUGGCCACAUCCUUGGCAAUUUCAAGUCCAAGUUUGGGAUUAAGAGAGAACGUGUGCCUUUCAUUCUUACCCACGACUUCAUUCAUGUCAUCCAACAAGGGAAAACUGGAAACACAGAGAAAUUUUGCAGGUUUCGUCAGUGUUGUGAAGAUGCCUAUUUGAUUCUCCGCAAGAACGGAAACUUGUUCAUUACGCUGUUUGCCCUCAUGUUGACAGCAGGUCUACCCGAACUAAGCUCCAUCAAAGACAUCCAGUAUCUCAAGGACUCGCUGGCUUUGGGAAAAACCGACGAGGAUGCCUUGAAGCAGUUUCGACAGAAGUUUGACGAGGCCCUUCGUGAGAGCUGGACUACUAAAGUGAACUGGAUGGCUCACAUUGUGGCCAAAGACGGGCGGUCCUAGCAAGAAGUGAAAAUACUACAGGCUUAUCAAAUUGUGGAACAUCUGACUUGUGCCCCAAAUGGCAGGGCAAUCCCCAUUCGUUGCACUCCAUGCCUUCCAGCACAGUUAGAACGUUGCCUAAUUCAAAGUGUAUAUAUUGCAGGACCCUGUUAGCUUGGCAUGCUACUGGUUGCUUCAUUUUUAUUGGCAUGGCACGCGUGGAAGAGGUGUAAAUAUUUCAGAUGUUAGGGAGGAUUGCUGUACAAACAUUGAACGCUACUACUGGAGAUUGUAGCAACAGUGGACACUGUUCAUUUUAGUAUCUAUUUAUAGUAGAUUUUUAAGUUUAAAAGAAAAGACUUGAAAUAAAUUUCUUUAAGUUUAAAGUUUUUAAUUAAAAAAAGUCAAAGGCUUAAAGAUCACGGCAGGGUUCCAGUGAACAGGAAUUGAAUUCAGUAUUUAUAUUAUUCUGGAUUGGCAAUUAAUACCAAUCCGUUGUACAAGCAUUAAACUUUAUCAGUCAUUCCCCUCUUGGGCAACCAUAACUACUCCUUCAUUGACGAUAUUAUCAGAGUCAUUUAUUUAAAAAUCAAAGAAAAUUCUGUUAAGCCGACAACCUUGUUGAAUAGCAUGAUGUGUUGAGAAUGAGGAAAGAACUGGGUAUUUUUAUACUGAGCACAUAUCUACCCAUGACACUAUUCUGGUUUCUUAUUUAAGGGCCAGAAAGAAUUCAGUAUCCAUGUUGCUGUGACCUUAGCGCUGAAUAAGGACAGACUGUCACUCAGCUUUGUGAUCUCUCGUCAAUUGACAUUUUCCUGAGUGAUUCACUCUUUCAGCGCAGUCUUUAUUCCCUUGAUAUGCAAGAACUUUUACUGUUCGGUUUUCUCUUUGCAGUUUACAUGGGACAAAAAAUGAGAGCUCUGUGCAAUUUCAGGUGGUGUUUCCAUGCAUUGUUAGCAACUGGGUUCUAUUAAUUUCAAACCACCCAUCUGUCAUUCAGCUAUACUUUUUAAGUGCCCUAAUAUAUCCUUUAAUCAUUUUCCAAGUGCUGUUGCAGAUAGUUCCAUUCUCAAGUGUAAUAGACCCCCUACCCAUGCCGUGUCCUUUGUGGAAGGUACAUAUUGUAGAGGUAAAGGGCCUGUCCCACUUACGUGUCCUUGGCACGCAUAUUACGCGACCUCGUGGUUGCGUCGAGGAGCGACGGUCCCGCGCGAUUUCAUGCGCCUGCACAGCCAUCUGGAGCGCG